Molecule: messenger RNA, 3417 nt
Organism: Impatiens glandulifera
Lineage: Eukaryota; Viridiplantae; Streptophyta; Magnoliopsida; Ericales; Balsaminaceae
Product: ATP-dependent zinc metalloprotease FTSH 12, chloroplastic-like
Exons: 19
Coding region: 101-3127 (1008 amino acids)
Biological process (GO): protein-containing complex assembly; mitochondrial protein processing; embryo development ending in seed dormancy
Cellular component (GO): m-AAA complex; chloroplast thylakoid membrane
Molecular function (GO): ATP-dependent peptidase activity; ATP binding; ATP hydrolysis activity
Source: RefSeq, a predicted model, not a curated record
ACCCCUUUUUAAAACCUCACUCUCGAGUUUCAGGACGGAAUCCUUCCAUUGCUGCUUAAACAGCAGCUAGGUGAAGUUUCUUCUCAUCGAGAAUUCGAAAAUGGAUAUCAAAAUUCAUUACAACCCCAAUGCAUUUCAGUUCUCAUCGAGAAUCUUAGUACCCAAUCAAACCCAUCUUAAGCUUCACCCUCGUAGACAACAACAAUACGCGCAAUCUCCUUCUAAGUACAGACUCAAGCUCUCUCGCCAAAAGCCAUCGUCUUUUCGAGCUUUUGCCUCUUCCAAUCCAAAUGGGUCUGGUUCAUUCUCGUGGUCGAGCUUUUAUGAAUCAAUUCGCCGUGGUUCUGACCCCUACUUUUCGAAAUUUAGUCAGUUCUUGAAGAAAGAAACUGGCUUGGACUUGGAAGACACUACUUCUAAAUUCGCCGGAUUAGCUAACAGGCUUCAAGAAGCAGCCAAGGAGAAAGAGGCUGAAUUUGACCGGUUCAGGUCGGAAUUCAUAGAUUGGAAUAAGUUGGAACGUUGGAAGGAUGUCAAGAAUUGGGAGCCCAAAAGGUUUGGUGCAUUGGUUCUAUAUAUCAUUGUUGUGGUUUUUUCUUCUCAAAUGUUAUACAUGGCCAUUCGAGCCCCAUCCAUCAACCGUCAAAGAAAAGAAUUGGCUGAUGCCUAUAUGGAAACAGUUAUUCCCGAACCAACCCCGGAUAAUGUUAGGAAGUUUAAAGCAAAUAUGUGGAGGAAUUCAACUCCCAAAGGUCUUAAAAUGAAGAAAUUUAUUGAAGGACCAGAUGGAACUCUUAUUCACGACAACUCUUACAUAGGGGAACAUGCCUGGGAAGAUGAUCCUAAGGAUGUUGGUAGGAGUGUGAAAGAAAUUAUAGAAAACGAUGUCAGAUUAAACACUGAAGAAAAGAAGGUUCUGAUGAAAGAUUUGGAAAUAUCUGGCGAGACAGAAGAAAGUGAAGGAACAUGGCGUGAAAGACUCGUUAAAUGGAAGGAAAUUCUUAAAAAUGAUAAUUUAGCUGAGCAAGCGGCUUCCUUAAAUGCUAAAUAUGCUGUUGAAUUUGACAUGAAAGAGGUUGAGAAUAGCCUUCGUAAAGAUGUUUUAGAGAAGGCUGUAGAUGGUCAUGGAACCCGUGCAUUGUGGAUUGGUAAAAGAUGGUGGCUUUACCGCCCUAAACUUCCAUAUAUUUACUUUCUUCAAAAACUUGAUUCUUCUGAGGUUGCUGCUGUUGUCUUCACAGAGGACCUCAAGCGAGUUUAUAUCACAAUGAAGGAAGGAUUCCCAUUAGAAUAUAUUGUUGAUAUUCCUCUUGAUCCUUAUCUGUUUGAGACUAUCUCAAGUUCUGGAGCCGAAGUGGAUCUUCUCCAGAAGCGACAGAUUCAUUACUUUAUGAAAGUACUAAUUGCAUUAUUACCUGGAAUACUGAUUCUUUGGUUUAUAAGGGAAUCCUUAAUGCUUCUUCACAUUACCUCUAACCGUUUUUUGUAUAAAAAGUACAAUCAGCUUUUCGAUAUGGCUUAUGCAGAAAACUUUAUUCUGCCGGUUGAAGAAGUGGACGAGACAAAAUCCAUGCAUAAGGAAGUUGUCUUAGGUGGUGAUGUUUGGGACCUUCUUGAUGAAUUGAUGAUUUACAUGAGAAACCCGAUGCAGUACUAUGAAAAAGAAGUCAAAUUUGUUCGAGGUGUUCUUCUUUCCGGACCUCCUGGAACAGGAAAAACGCUUUUUGCAAGAACACUCUCUAAGGAGAGUGGGAUGCCAUUUGUUUUUGCUUCUGGUGCAGAGUUUACAGAUAGUGAAAAAAGCGGCGCUGCACGAAUUAAUGAAAUGUUUUCUGUAGCUAGGAGAAAUGCUCCUUCCUUUGUUUUUGUGGAUGAAAUUGAUGCUAUAGCUGGAAGGCAUGCUAAAAAGGAUCCCCGCAGAAGAGCAACAUUUGAGGCUCUGAUUUCACAGCUUGACGGAGAGAAAGCGAAAACAGGCGUAGAUCGGUUUUCCUUAAGACAAGCUGUCAUAUUCAUUUGUGCUACAAAUAGGCCGGAUGAACUUGAUAUUGAAUUUGUUAGCCCUGGACGAAUAGAUCGCCGCCUAUAUAUUGGACUACCUGAUGCAAAGCAACGCGUUGAAAUUUUUGGCGUACAUAGUGAAGGCAGGCAGCUUGCUGAAGAUGUCGACUUCAGACAGUUUGUUUUUCGUACUGUUGGCUAUUCCGGAGCAGACAUCAGGAAUCUUGUAAAUGAAGCUGCUAUUAUGUCUGUGAGAAAAGGACAUUCUAAAAUUUACCAACAAGACAUCAUUGAUGUGUUAGACAAACAAUUGCUUGAGGGUAUGGGUGUGCUUCUUACAGAGGAGGAACAACAGAAAUGUGAACAAAGUGUUUCACCUGAAAAGAAGAGACUCCUUGCAGUCCACGAAGCUGGUCACAUUUUGUUGGCUCACUUGUUUCCAAGAUUCGAUUGGCAUGCAUUUUCUCAGCUACUUCCUGGUGGCAAGGAAACUGCAGUUUCAGUUUUCUACCCCAGAGAAGAUAUGGUAGACCAAGGUUAUGUAACCUUUGGCUACAUGAAGAUGCAAAUGGUAGUUGCUCAUGGUGGACGAUGUGCUGAACGUGUUGUAUUUGGAGAUGACGUGACUGAUGGAGGAACAGAUGAUCUAGAAAAGAUCACAAAGCUUGCUCGGGAAAUGGUGAUAAGUCCUAGCAAUGCCAGAUUGGGGCUUACAGCUUUGACAAAAAGAAUUGAUAUGGCGGAUCGACCUGAUAGUACAGAUGGUGAACUGAUAAGAUACAGGUGGGACGAUCCUCGGGUUAUUCCGGCUGAUAUGACGGUUGAAGUUUCUGAGCUAUUCACUCGAGAAUUGACCAGGUACAUUGAAGAGACGGAAGAACUUGCAUUGAAAGCAUUGAAGGAUAACAGGAAGAUACUGGAUAUGAUUGCAGGGGAGCUACUGGAAAAGUCUAGAAUAACUGGAUUGGAGGCCGGAGAUAAAAUAAAGGCAUUAUCUCCUAUUAUGUUUGAAGAUUUUGUGAAACCAUUCCAGAUAAAUCCCAAUGAGGAGGGGCCUUUGCCUCACAAUGAACGGUUAAGUUACAAACCACUUGACGUAUAUCCUGCACCGCUGCACAGGUGUUGAGGUGUUUGAAAACAAGGUCAUUUUUUGGAUCUGAGUUUGAAAGUGAAAGUCUUAUUCCUGAUCUGAUAGAACAGGGUGGGAUUUGUAAAAUCAAUCUCCCCAGUAGAAAAUCACCUUGAGUAGUUUUUACUGUAAUUUCUAUAUGUGAAAUGAGAAUAGAAUGAAGUAGUUUUUCCCUAUUUUCACUGGCAUUUGACAGCAGAUUGUAUAGAUCCUAGCUACCUUUAAACACUAGAAAAUACUAAAAAAAAAAAGAUAUAAUAAUCUCAAUUUUAACUCAUAUUCCAAUA